GGCUUGUGCAGGGCCGGCUGGAACGCGUCGGGAGCCGGCGCAGAGGCCCAAGCGACGGGACCCGAGAGAAGAAGGCAAGGCAGAGGCCGCAGUUACCCGCCGGCCCUCCCCAGCCGCCGCCAUGGGGAUUAAAUUUUUAGAAGUUAUCAAACCUUUCUGUGCUGUUCUACCAGAAAUUCAGAAACCUGAAAGGAAAAUUCAGUUUAGAGAGAAGGUACUGUGGACUGCCAUAACUCUCUUCAUUUUCUUAGUAUGUUGUCAGAUACCACUCUUUGGAAUCAUGUCAUCAGAUUCUGCAGAUCCAUUCUACUGGAUGAGAGUUAUUCUGGCAUCCAACAGAGGAACUUUAAUGGAAUUGGGUAUCUCACCAAUUGUAACAUCUGGUUUGAUCAUGCAGUUGUUAGCUGGAGCCAAAAUCAUUGAAGUUGGAGAUACACCAAAAGAUAGAGCACUGUUCAAUGGAGCUCAGAAAUUAUUUGGUAUGAUUAUUACCAUUGGGCAAGCGAUUGUGUAUGUCAUGACGGGCAUGUACGGGGAUCCUGCCGAAAUGGGUGCUGGAAUAUGUCUCCUUAUCAUUAUUCAGUUGUUUGUUGCUGGUUUGAUUGUGCUGCUGUUAGAUGAGCUGCUACAGAAGGGUUACGGCUUGGGGUCUGGUAUUUCCCUCUUUAUUGCCACCAACAUCUGUGAGACCAUUGUCUGGAAGGCCUUUAGUCCCACUACCAUUAACACUGGCAGAGGUACUGAGUUUGAGGGUGCAGUCAUAGCUCUCUUUCAUUUACUGGCCACCAGAACAGACAAAGUUCGAGCUUUAAGGGAGGCUUUCUACCGUCAGAAUUUACCCAACCUCAUGAACCUCAUUGCUACAGUUUUUGUGUUUGCUGUUGUCAUAUAUUUUCAGGGAUUUAGAGUUGACUUGCCCAUUAAGUCAGCCCGGUAUCGAGGACAGUACAGUAGCUAUCCCAUCAAGCUCUUCUACACCUCCAACAUUCCCAUUAUUCUUCAGUCUGCCUUAGUUUCAAACCUGUAUGUUAUUUCCCAGAUGCUGUCUGUACGAUUUAGUGGCAACUUCCUAGUAAAUUUACUAGGACAGUGGGCUGAUGUCAGUGGAGGGGGACCUGCUCGCUCCUACCCAGUAGGCGGCCUUUGUUACUAUCUUUCUCCUCCUGAGUCUAUGGGUGCCAUAUUUGAGGAUCCUGUCCAUGUAGUGGUUUACAUCAUCUUCAUGUUAGGAUCUUGUGCAUUCUUCUCUAAGACAUGGAUAGAGGUGUCUGGUUCCUCAGCAAAAGAUGUUGCGAAACAGCUUAAAGAACAACAAAUGGUAAUGAGAGGUCAUAGGGAUACCUCUAUGGUUCAUGAACUUAAUAGGUACAUCCCUACUGCAGCUGCAUUUGGCGGUUUGUGCAUUGGCGCCUUGUCAGUGUUAGCUGACUUCUUAGGGGCCAUUGGAUCUGGCACUGGAAUUCUACUUGCAGUCACUAUAAUUUAUCAAUAUUUUGAAAUAUUUGUUAAGGAACAGGCUGAAGUUGGAGGGAUGGGUGCUUUGUUUUUCUAA
Messenger RNA from Elephantulus edwardii (Cape elephant shrew), 1552 nucleotides. It is a transcript of the gene SEC61A2, whose product is annotated as Sec61 alpha 2 subunit (S. cerevisiae). The record is from RefSeq and is a predicted model, not a curated record. NCBI's taxonomy places the organism in Eukaryota, Metazoa, Chordata, Mammalia, Macroscelidea, Macroscelididae. Bases 122 to 1552 code for a protein of 476 amino acids. Gene Ontology annotation, cellular component: membrane; Sec61 translocon complex. Gene Ontology annotation, biological process: post-translational protein targeting to membrane, translocation; SRP-dependent cotranslational protein targeting to membrane, translocation. The transcript has 12 exons. Gene Ontology annotation, molecular function: transmembrane protein transporter activity; ribosome binding; signal sequence receptor activity.